AUGGCAAACACCGCCCGGGUCCUCAAGUUCCCUCGCAGCGAUGAGGAGUCUUCAUCAGUUCUCGUCCAAGUCACAUCCUCUGGCCGCAAGGCACUGGACCUCAAGCUCGUUGCGACCGAAGUGAAGGCGCCGUACGUGUGCACCUUGAAACAUGACCGGGUGUCAUCACUUCGGGUCAAGAACUGCCCCGUAUCAGAAAAGGAAUGGGAGCACAUUCUUGAGUCCAUUUUCAAUCAGGAGAUGCCUGAUGACAUCCAAGUGACCACCACGGUCUCGACCGAGUCCAGCAUUGCGGUCACCGUGCGUAAGCAGGUGCAAGGAAUCACGCAACGACUGGGCGACAUCACCUUGAAGUGCGAUUGGAAAGAGGGCAUUGAGCUCUUCCAGUGGUGCGACGUAACCCUUGACGCCCUGGCCCAGGCUAAACUCGAGGCAUCCUCCUGCCUCAGCAAAAAUCGGGAGCUAGAGACCACAGUCACGGAACUACAGUCACAACUCGACGACCUAGUACAGGCCAAACAGGACGACGAGACAGCCUUGCUUCAAAAGUUCCGGGACCUGCUCAACGAGAAAAAGGUCAAGAUCCGGGAGCAGCAGAAGAUCAUUGCAUCGUCAUCUUUCGACGGGGGGCGGCCGACCUCACAACCACCCCAGCAGGAAGACCAACCUGCCCGACGUGCAGCCCCAUCGCGCCCAGCGAAAAGGAAAGCGGGGGCAUCCAACAACGCCGAAGAUGGGGAGGCAGACGGAGUUGUGGACAUGAUCAAGGAGGAGCUCGAGGACACAGACCCCGGUGAAACAAGCGAGGGCACAGCAUCUACAGCAAGCGUGGACGACGAGGAUGCAGCCGAGCCAGAAGCAGCCCGAGAGGGUGGCAAAAGAGGCGGCAAGCGACAAAAGACGCCCCCCAAGAAGAAGGUGCAAGAUCCUCCACCAGCACCGCGCAGCCUACCGUUUGCCACUAGAAGGGCCAGUGCACGGGCUCCAGCUGCUGCUAAUGACACGGACUCGGAUGAUGAGCUAUGA
Messenger RNA from Purpureocillium takamizusanense, 1026 nucleotides. RefSeq lists its product as uncharacterized. Gene Ontology annotation, cellular component: nucleus. Gene Ontology annotation, biological process: DNA recombination; double-strand break repair. The transcript is spliced from 3 exons. NCBI's taxonomy places the organism in Eukaryota, Fungi, Ascomycota, Sordariomycetes, Hypocreales, Ophiocordycipitaceae. The record is from RefSeq and is a predicted model, not a curated record. Gene Ontology annotation, molecular function: DNA binding. The coding region runs from base 1 to 1026 and encodes 341 amino acids.